This is a messenger RNA of Arachis duranensis, 629 nucleotides long. Its product is annotated as ubiquitin-like protein 5. Lineage: Eukaryota; Viridiplantae; Streptophyta; Magnoliopsida; Fabales; Fabaceae. Gene Ontology annotation, molecular function: protein binding; protein tag activity. Gene Ontology annotation, biological process: mRNA splicing, via spliceosome; protein modification process. The coding region runs from base 188 to 409 and encodes 73 amino acids. Gene Ontology annotation, cellular component: nucleus; cytoplasm. The record is from RefSeq and is a predicted model, not a curated record. The transcript is spliced from 2 exons.
UUCUUAACUUUCUUUCAAGCGCUCCAAGAAUCCACGCAUCUUCCUCACCUAUUGAAAAAAAAUCUCUUCCUCUAACUAUCAAUCCUUCUUUUCCCAAACUCACAAAGGUUAGGCUACAGAACAGAAGGAACUGGGGGAUUAGGGUUUCGGUUUCAAGUUUCAGGGAACGAUUAACUAAGAAGAGAAGAUGAUCGAGGUGGUUCUAAACGAUCGAUUGGGGAAGAAGGUUCGCGUGAAAUGCAACGAUGACGACACCAUCGGAGACCUGAAGAAGCUGGUUGCAGCUCAGACAGGAACGAGGGCCGACAAGAUUCGCAUCCAGAAGUGGUACACCAUCUACAAGGAUCAUAUCACCCUCAAAGAUUACGAGAUCCACGACGGCAUGGGCCUCGAGCUCUACUACAACUAAAAUCCCUCUUCAAAUGUGCUGUUAAGGGCGUAAUAUAGUAUGUGCUGGGAACUGGAUAAAUGUGUCCAAUGUAAUUUUUGACUUGCAAAAGACAACUUUGAUUGGAAUAUGUACAUACUCGAAUGAUAUUGGGUUUAAUUUGCUGUUGGAACAAUCUGUUACUUUGUGGUAUAACAUAUAUUUGACGUGUUCUUGGUCAUGAAUAUGCAGUGUUUUUUAA